AUGGAGAGUCCUCUUGAUCCCAGUUUGGACAUAGGGCGGAACUCCUUCAACUUCGGCCACGUCCGUUCUGUCUUUGCGCACGUUUACUUCACGCUCAUGGAUCGCCAGGCGCGGUGGAAUGAAGGACUUGAUAUGGAAGAGAGCUUGCUGACUGCUAUUUACCCUGUGUGUCACCCCAUAUUUGCCUUGAGGGCUUUCAGCCCUUUAAGUGCAGCAGCAAACCAGGCGCUCGAAGACGCGGGUUUGCUGCCAGCAAGCAGCAGCAGCAGCAGCAGCAGCAGCAGAGGCAGCAGCAGCAGAGGCCGGAGAAGAAGCAGGAAGGGCAGGGCGCGGAGCCCGAAACGCAGCGGCGCAGACCGGAAGCGACGCCGCAGCAGCAGCAGCAGCAGCAGCAGCAGCAGCGACAGCGACACAGAAGACAAAGCAGCAGUUGGGGGGCCCCCCUUGGGGGCUGAGGGGGCCCCCGGCUUCCCCUGGAUGUACAUGGCGGUGCCCCAGAGUUUGCUGCAGCAAACCCUAGACGAGUUUCUGGAAGUCUCGCAAACGUGGGAGCAGCAGCAGCAGCAGCAGCAGCAGCAGCAGCAGCAGCAGCAGCAGCAGCAGGUGGAAUCUUACGCGGACAGCAGCAGCAGCAGCAGCAGCAGCAGCAGCAGCGCAUUCGUUAUCUUCAAUGCUGCUGCUGCUGCAGUGUCACACAAGAGCAGCAGAAGCUGCAGCAGUUUAGCUUUGAAGACACGCAGCUGCUUUAGAAGGACCACCGGCGCAACAGGAGCAGCAGCAGCGGAAGCUGCAACAGCAGCAGCAGAAGCUGCAGCAGCAGCAGCAGAAGCUGCAGCAGCAGCAGCAGAAGCUGCAGCAGCAGCAGCAGAAGUUCAAGCUGCAGUAGGCGGCAUAGCAGCUGCAGGGUCAACAGGAGCAGCAAUAGCAGCAACACCAGCGACAACAGCAGCAACUGGAGCAGCAGCAGCAGAAGCAGCAGCAGCACAAAUGAAUGCCGUGCUGCGGUGCUGCACUGCAGCAGAGCCAAAGUCGGCGACGCAGGCCCUACUCCAGCAGAAGCAGCAGCAGCAGCAGCUGCAGCAGCAGCAGCAGCUGCAGCUGCAGCAGCAGCUGCUGCAGCAGCAGCAGCUGCAGCAGCAGCAGCAACCGGCACAACUCUUUUAG
Eimeria necatrix is the source of this 1164-nucleotide messenger RNA. RefSeq lists its product as hypothetical. NCBI's taxonomy places the organism in Eukaryota, Apicomplexa, Conoidasida, Eucoccidiorida, Eimeriidae. The record is from RefSeq and is a predicted model, not a curated record. The transcript is spliced from 5 exons. Bases 1 to 1164 code for a protein of 387 amino acids.